AACGGUAUAUUCUGAUUCCAGGUGCCAUCUUCUUUGUUCCACUUCCCAGGUUGCCACUGUAAACCCCAACCCAUCAUUUUGCAGAAAAACCACUAAAAGAUUCCAGUCCUUCCGUUCCUCUCCUUUCACCCUCAUGGAAACCCACGAAACCACCGUUGAGAAAUAUGUCUAUUCGGUCUGGGCACUCCCGCCGGAAGAUGUGGCGUCCAGGCUGAAGAAGUUGAUGGUGGGUCUGAGAUCGGAGUUCGGCGGGCCCGAGUUCGAGCCUCACAUCACGGUUGUUGGUGCCAUCAAUUUGACGCCGGAUGAUGCGUUGGCCAAGUGCAGAUCAGCUUGCCAGGGGCUCAAAGCCUACAAUGCCACCGUCGAACGUGUUGCUACCGGAACUUUCUUUUAUCAAUGCGUGUUCUUGCUGCUCCAGCCCACGCCUGAGGUAAUGGAUGCCAGUGACCGCUGUUGUGGACAUUUGGGUUAUGUACGCUCCACGCAUAAGUUCUCAUUCAGGAUGCUGCUGAGAGGGGCAUCUUAGUAGCUUCAUAGAUAUCCUGUUUUAGAGGCUUGCUUAUUUCAAAUUUCUGGAUAUUGGUUUUGUUAUCUUGUGUGGAUUAGGUGUUUUAACCUCUGAUAAAAUUUGAAUAUCUUG
Messenger RNA from Rubroshorea leprosula, 643 nucleotides. The record is from the annotation of a GenBank genome assembly. Lineage: Eukaryota; Viridiplantae; Streptophyta; Magnoliopsida; Malvales; Dipterocarpaceae.